UCUGGGUGAGAUCUGUGGGGCUCUGAGCUCCAUCUCUCUGCCAUGUAACUGCUUUCACAGACCUCCACUGGAUUUAGAUUAGAGAAUGACUCCUUGGGAAAACUCAGAAGAUAAUUUUGUUAAAAAAUAAUCUAUGGAGAUACAGUUCUCGGAAUUAUUUCCAAGUGCUGACAGAAAAAUUCUUCUGUCACCAGAAUGACUUUUUGUUCUAAGUUUCUUUUGCACAUCUCAGUGCCUAACUGCAGUUGAGUGACACACUUAAAAAAAGAGACAUGAUGGGUUUCUAAUGUGACAUACUUCUAGUUACUCUGUUUCCUAAAUUCCACGUGUGUAACAGGGUUAUUGGUAAUAUAUAACAUAGAUUGCUUACGUGUAAAUCUGCUGAUAGCCAAAGAGAGAGGGAAAUAGAUGAAAAACGAGUCCCAACCCUUAAAGACCAGAAACCACCUUACCUUCUGAAGUCAUUCAAUAGGAGGAGUCAUGAAUUGCAGAAGCUUGAAUACGGCUUUGCUCUCUGCUUCCUACUCUACGUGUCACUUACUUCAUUAGUGGCAUUCAAUUAGGUUAGAACUCUUAGCAUACUGGACUUGAUUUGCCACUUGUCUGUGGUAUUACAUAUUGCUUUUCUCCAUUUCAACAUGCUGAAAUUGUGUUUCUUCAUCUGUUUGAUAUACUGGGUGGAAUCAGAUGAGGUGAAAAAAUGUCCUGAAUUUACAGAUCUUAAUAUAGGCAAUGCUUUGUCUGGAACAGAACUCCAAGUCCAGCUACUGUUAUACACAAGGGGAAAUCCAAACUGUUCUGAGAGACUCAUUGAACACAAUGUUACUGCAUCUGAGUACCUUAAUACCUCCAAGAAAAUUGUCUUUGUUAUUCAUGGCUUCAGACCAACAGGAUCACCACCAGUAUGGCUAGGUGACAUAAAGGAGCUUUUACUGUCUUCAGAGGAUAUUAAUCUCAUCAUAGUUGACUGGAAUCGUGGUGCUACAACUGUGAAUUAUGUAACUGCUGUUGAAAACUGCAGAAAAGUUGCAGAAAUACUGAAGAACUAUGUUGACCAGAUGCUGGUGGAUGGAACUUCUCUUGACUCUAUAUAUAUGAUUGGAGUUAGUCUUGGGGCGCAUAUAGCUGGUUUUGUUGGCCAGAAGUAUAAUGGCAAACUUGGUAGAAUUACAGGUCUUGAUCCAGCGGGCCCUUUGUUCACUCGAGAACCACCAGAGGGGAGACUGGAUCAUACUGAUGCACAGUUUGUUGAUGUAAUCCAUUCAGAUACUGAUGCUCUAGGUUUCAAGAAACCUUUAGGAACCAUUGAUUUCUAUCCAAAUGGAGGAAUGGAUCAGCCUGGUUGUCCACAAACAGUAUUUGGUGGAAUUAAUUAUUUUAAGUGUGACCAUCAAAGAUCUGUCUUCCUCUUCUUAUCAUCUUUGAAAAGAAGGUGUGACAUAAUAACAUAUCCUUGUGACUCUUACUUGGAUUACAAGAGAGGAAAAUGUGCUGAUUGUGAAGCUUUCCAGCCAAUGUCCUGUCCAGUACUGGGUUUUUAUGCUGAUAGAUGGAAAAAAACAUUAAUCUCGAAGAGUUCACCAAUGAAAGCUUAUUUUGAUACUUCAGACCAAGACCCAUUCUGCAUGUAUAACUACUUACUGGAUAUUACUACCUGGAAUAAAGGCAUUAGGAGAGGUUUCAUUAAGGUUAAAAUAACAGAUUAUGCUGGAAACAUAGUAGAAUCAGUGAUGAAUAGUGAAGCUUCGACAUUUCAGCAAUAUAAAAGAGUCAAAAUGCUAACUGGAUUUUACCAAGACCUUGACAAGAUAUCAAAAAUUUCCCUGACCUUUACUACGAAGACUUUAAUAGGCCCAAAAUACAAGCUUAGGAUUCUCCAGAUGAGGCUGAAAUCUCUUAAUAAUCCAGAAAGGCUGCAGCUGUGCAGGUAUGAUUUUGUACUGAUGGAGAACACUGAACUGACCUUCAAACCUAUCCCUUGCCCAGAGAGAGGUAUGUGAAGAGAGAGCUUCUACUAACUUAAUUUCUUGUACAGCAGUGACAUUUUGAUUCUUCCUCGGGAUAAAGACUUCAAUGAGAAAGAAAAUGAGAUAAUUUAGAUGUAUUUUCAAGAGUCUACCUGGUAACAUGCAUUACUUGCUUUGAGUGCCUUAGGGUGAAAUGAAUAGAAAAGUUCAGAUAUCCAUGUAUUUGAGAAAUUUGAAUAAAGUAAAUGUAUUGUGGUGGAGAACA
This is a messenger RNA of Athene cunicularia (burrowing owl), 2232 nucleotides long. It is a transcript of the gene LIPI, whose product is annotated as lipase I. The record is from RefSeq and is a predicted model, not a curated record. Gene Ontology annotation, molecular function: lipase activity; carboxylic ester hydrolase activity. Lineage: Eukaryota; Metazoa; Chordata; Aves; Strigiformes; Strigidae. Gene Ontology annotation, biological process: lipid metabolic process. The coding region runs from base 639 to 2000 and encodes 453 amino acids. The transcript is spliced from 10 exons.